Crotalus tigris (Tiger rattlesnake) is the source of this 3070-nucleotide messenger RNA. It is a transcript of the gene PGS1, whose product is annotated as phosphatidylglycerophosphate synthase 1. NCBI's taxonomy places the organism in Eukaryota, Metazoa, Chordata, Lepidosauria, Squamata, Viperidae. The transcript has 10 exons. The coding region runs from base 12 to 1697 and encodes 561 amino acids. Gene Ontology annotation, biological process: cardiolipin biosynthetic process. Gene Ontology annotation, molecular function: CDP-diacylglycerol-glycerol-3-phosphate 3-phosphatidyltransferase activity. The record is from RefSeq and is a predicted model, not a curated record. Gene Ontology annotation, cellular component: mitochondrion.
GCCAGGUUUCCAUGGCGGCGGCGGCGGCGGUAGUUGCAGCGGCUCCCGCGCUCUGGCGGCGGUUGCUGGAUUGUUUGCCUCGCGGGAGGCCGUCUCUGGCGGCGUUUUUCGGCAGGCUCUCGGGUCGCCUGAGUCGAGGCCAUGAAAGCAGCGCUCGCAGGUCAUCAUGGCUGCUGUUGGCUCCAUUACUCACUUCUGCGGUUCCACAACUGACUCUUCCCACCAAUUGCCUUAGCCCUGAGGGAACACAUAUUUUUCAAUGGAUCAGAAACUUGGUUCCAGAAUUUGGUAUUGCUGGCUCCCACAUCAAGGUGCUUUCAUCUCCAGCUGAAUUCUAUGAACUUAUGAAGGGACAGGCAAAGAUGGCUAAGCAACGAAUUGUUUUAGCUUCCCUGUAUCUUGGAACAGGAUCUUUGGAACAGGAAUUAGUGGAUUGUAUUGAAAUAGCUUUGGAAAGCUCAUUGAAGGAAUGUGGGAGUCCCAAUUUUAGAGUGUCCAUCCUGUUAGACUUCACAAGAGGAUCCCGAGGCCAGAAGAAUUCUCGAACCAUGCUGCUUCCACUCCUGAGGCGAUUUCCAGAUAAGGUCCGUGUCUCUCUCUUCCACACUCCUAAUCUACGUGGUCUUCUCAGACAUCUAAUUCCUGAGCGUUUUAAUGAGACCAUCGGGUUGCAGCAUAUCAAAGUCUAUCUCUUUGAUGAUAAUGUGAUCUUGAGUGGAGCCAACUUAAGUGACUCUUACUUCAGCAAUCGACAAGACCGUUACGUCUUCCUGCAAGACUCACCAGAAAUUGCAGAUUUCUUCACUGAGCUAGUAAAUGCAGUUGGGGAUGUAUCUUUACAGUUACAGCAAGAUGACACAGUCAAAACUACAGAUGGGAUGGUCCAUCCUUACAAAGGAGACAAGAUGGCCUAUUAUGAGAUGGCAAAUAAGAGAGUGAUGGAAGUGAUCAAUUCUGCCAGGAUCAAACAAGAACAAUUGCACACUCAGACUUCCUAUAGCAACAGUAUGGAAGGGGAAAUCUCAUCCUGUGAUCCAAAGGCAGUUGGUGAUAGGCAAUCAGAACCGGAUACAUGGAUUUAUCCACUAAUACAGAUGAAGCCGUUUGGGAUUCGGAUAGAUGAGGCUGUCACGAAGACCCUCCUUAUGGAAGCAGAGCAGAGUGCCAGCAUAUACCUCACCACAGGUUAUUUUAACCUCACAAAAACAUAUGUAGAUCUGAUUCUAGGCACGCGGGCAAAAUUCCAGAUUCUACUAGCCUCACCAGAGGUGAAUGGGUUCUUUGGAGCCAAAGGGGUGGCAGGUGCCAUCCCUGCUGCCUAUGUUUACAUUGAACAGCAGUUCUUCAGCAAGGUGUGUGGCCUGGGUCAGGAAGAGAGAGUUCAGCUGCAGGAAUAUACCAGGAGUGGAUGGACUUUCCAUGCCAAAGGUCUCUGGUUGUACCUCGCAGGAAGCAGCCUGCCCUGCUUAACUUUGAUUGGUUCUCCUAAUUUUGGGUACAGGUCAGUUCAUCGUGACCUGGAAGCACAGAUUGCAAUAGUGACAGAAAACAAAGCCCUACAGCAGCAGUUCCAUCAGGAGCAGGAGCAACUUUACUCUCGUUCUAGUACAGUGUCUUCCUCAACAUUUGAUCAGCCAAGUCGCUCUGUCAAGCUAUGGGUGAAGAUGUUGACGCCUCUGAUUAAGAACUUCUUCUGAAAUAAAGGGAGGCAGGUCUUCUUGGUUAAAAGUCCAGACGUAGGUGGGGCCUCUUGUGCGUGUCUUGUACACAGGACACUCAUACAUGUUCUUGAUAUCCAUGCGAUCCACAGGGAUGGCCUUGAUGAAAAUGACUGGCAUCGAAGGCGUCAGCUCCUUCAGGCGUGCAUCGCUGAUGACCCCGGUCUGAGUAUCCCAGCGUGCACCUGCAACAAUAUGGGACAGUACUCUCAAGAUCAGUUGUUUUGCAGCAAGGCUAAGGAAGGAGAAUCUGCACGAUUAUCAACCUGCUAACUUUUGCAAUAAGGCUACAAGACUUUGGCUUGCACAUGCUUUUGAUGCUACACUUAUAUACUUUACAGGACUAUAAACAAUUGGAUUCAUAUCUUGCACUUGGCAUAUAGCAGCUAUUCUUUUAUUACAGAAAGUUGUGCACUCCUACAAGUUCUUUUAACAUAAAGUCCAUUUAUACACAGGCUCGUUUAGCUCAACUUUAAAAAAAAAUGUAUCUUAGAUGCAACAUCCCCAAAGUAGAAAGCUGUCCUCUUGCUUUUUACUACAGCUGGGUGUGAUAAUGAAAUGGACAUCUGCUGCCCUCUACUGAUAUGAAAUAAAACAGGCAGCUAUCCAAACAUCUUGUUUAUCUUUUUGGUCGGUGGUGAUGGUGGGUGUCAAAUAUUUAUUUAUCAGAAUGAAUUUGGAGAAUUAAUUAUGUUUCUGCUAUGGGUGCAAAUAAUAUUGCUUAGUGAUUGAUUUCUAGCAUAAUUUCUGUCAAAUAGUAUGAAAGUUGGACACUGAAAAAAAAUGAGAGAAAUAGAAAUAUAAUUGUCUUUGAAUUAUAAAUCUGGAGAUGAUGAAUAAGGGUACCACAGACUGCAAUAAUCAUUCAAUAAAACCCGGACCAAAUUAAAACUGACUGUUCUUUUGCAGCAAUGAUCAACAACCGAAGCAAAUAGGUGAUGGGCUAGGUUUUUUCCUAUGUUGUAGAUAGAUGGAUCAAAAAAAUGACAGGACUGUCCUUGGAAUAGCUAUGAGAUGCACUACGGGUCAGGCUGAGGUAAUGAAUAUUCAUCCAUGCAGUGACCAGGUGUCAGGACUUAAACUACCAAAGAGGAAAUUUAAUUUCCAAGUUACUCAAAGCUAUUGCGUUCCUGAUAUACUACUGGCCUGCAACCCUCAGUGUUCCCAUGGUAAUUAUAGAAGCUGUCAUUGAGCAGUAGUUGAAGAAUCCUACCCUGUUCUUUAAUUUUGGAGAAUGUGAAAUGGGCACCUGUAUUCUUUUAUUGUUAUUCAUUACAGAAUUGUAUAACAGAUGCAACAUUGUAGAAGAAGCCUGAAAACAACAUUCUGAAAAUAAAUCUCUUUCUCAGUAA